GUAUGAGAAAUAAAUAUAUUUCCUCAUGUUGACUUUCAGCAACCGCACACCCUAUUCUUCUUCCCUUAGCUCAUUCCUUGGAUUCCAUAGUCGGCAGACAGGGGCAGGUUUCUUCGGUCAUUUCUCGUCGGAUAAGAAGGCAGGUCUCUUCGGCCGUUUUCUCGGCUGCUAAGGACUCGUCGGACAAGGGCAAGUCAAACAGAUAAGGUCAGCUUGUCACUUGCAAUUUUGAUUUUAAUAAAUGGGAAAACAUAGCAGUAGUAGAGUGAGUGAGCUGUUUGGAAAUUUGGGUAGUUUUAUUAGAGCAUGCAUAUUUCGUGUUUUAUCCAUGGGACCCAUCCCCAAUCAUUUUGCCUUCAUAAUGGAUGGAAACCGGAGGUAUGCUAAGAAGGAGAACAUGAAAAAGGGGGCUGGUCAUAGGGCUGGAUUUUUAGCUCUUAUAUCCAUACUUAAGUACUGCUAUGAGUUGGGAGUUAAGUAUGUAACUAUUUAUGCCUUUAGCAUUGAUAAUUUCAAAAGGAAUCCUGAUGAAGUUAAAGACCUGAUGGAUCUGAUGCUAGAAAAGAUUGAGGAGCUGCUGAGGGACGAAAGCAUUGUGAACCAAUAUGGAAUCAGAGUAUAUUUUAUAGGUAAUUUGAAACUUUUGAGUGAACCUGUGAGGAUUGCAGCAGAAAAGGUUAUGAGAGCUACUGCCAAAAACACCAAUUGUACCCUUUUAAUCUGCAUAGCCUAUACUUCACGUGAUGAGAUUGUACAUGCUGUUCAAGGUUCGUGUAAAAAUAAACGGGAGGAUAUUCAACCAUUGAGCUUUUGUAAAGCUAAUAAUGGUGACAUUGAAGAAGUAGAGGAUGAUAAGAAGGUUCAUGGUGUCAUCCCAUUUGUUUUUUCAGAAUCCCAGAAAGAUGAAGCAGGUGAAUCUCAAGCAACAAUAGCAAGUGUAACCUGCAGUUGUCUGGCUAGAGGAGUUGAAGGGGGUGGCAACAAAAAUGGCAUGGUUGUUCGUGCUGUCCGAGGAUCCUAUGAAGAUAAAUGGGAUAACUAUCAAGCAGUGAUGGAAAAUAGAACUGGCAGUGGUGUGACUCCAUCCGAAGAGAACAAGAAUAUGCAGGGAGAGUGUUCUAUUGUAAAGCUAGUAGACAUUGAGAAACAGAUGUACAUGGCAGUAGCUCCUGAACCUGACAUCCUUAUUCGAAGUUCUGGAGAGUCCCGCCUGAGUAAUUUCUUACUUUGGCAGUCUAGUGAGUGCCUGUUAUAUUCUCCAGAUGCAUUGUGGCCGGAAAUUGGUUUAUGGCACUUGUUGUGGGCAGUAUUAAACUUCCAGAGAAACCAUUCUUAUUUGGAAAGGAAAAAGCAUCAGUUGUAACGAGUUAAUACUGCAGAACAAUAUCUUGUCACACAUUUCAUGUGAUAAUUCUGUUCUUGCCACUGAAUUCUUCUGGUAGUUGGUAAGCUUAAGGAUGUGACACAGAAAGCUUAAAUUUUCAAGCAUGGGCAUUUUUUCAGUUGCAUUUUUUUUUUCAGCAUAGUUUGGUUAACUAGUGAAACGAUAAGAAGCUUCCUUCGAUGAAAUAAAUACUUAUUGUCAUAUUAUCAUCAAGGAUCUUGAAUUUGAGCUUGAAUUUGCACUCAUUAAUAUAUUAAUAUACUAUAAUAUAAAAGUGAGUAUUCCGGGAACAGUGUUUGUGAAAUUGAUUUUGGGGGAUGUGAAUUACAAAUUUACCCUGUGAAUUUGGAUGUUGUGUCUUUUAAUUGAAAUGGUUUUUUUUUUUUUUUUUUUUUUUUGUCUUUUUUGGCCCAACUUCCCUUUUGCCUUUUCUGUUGUUUUUAACCAUGUCUACUUUACUUCCUUGCCCAUGGUCCUAAAAUAAAAUGACGACAUUUUAUUUUCCAUGCCUUUGUUUUCCUCCCAGCUUUGCUUUUGAUCCAGACCUAUUUUUGUGCGUUUCUUCAAGUUCACAGUAUUCUUAUUUUUAUAUCCCUGUCAUAUCUUUGGAAGUUAUGGAUGAGAUUUGGGGAGAUUUGUUGUUGAUAAACGAGAUCUCUGUUAGAGAGAGAACAAGGCAGAUGAGAGGGAGAGAGAGAGAGAAACAGAUUCUGCCACCACCCAAAGAAGCAUCACCGGAAGCAAUUGUUGGUGUUUCUUGCUUUGCUCCCACUCACAGGUAGCGAUUGAUUUCUUUUAAGGGAAAAUUAACUUGAGCAUUUAGAUUUCUAUUUUCUUGGAGUAACCUCCCCGUUGAUCACCAUCAAUUGAUGGAUUUGGGUUGUAAGGAGAUAGAGAAACCAGUGAGACAAGAAGAAAACUCAAGCAGAUGGUGGUAAGUCCUGGGGAAUGUAUGGUGGUAAAUCCUGGGGAUUGUUUCUAACAAAAUCUCUUUUGUUUUGACUCUGCAACUUUCUAGUUUCCAGUUGUUUAUUAUGCAUAUAUAUUGGAGACAUGAUUUUAUUUUAUUUUAUUUUUUGAAGUAGGAGAUAUAUUUUAUUAGUUUCAUGUAAAACAUGUAAAACAAGAAGAAAGUAUUAGUAUUAAAAUUUUACAUGUGUUCAACUUUUGAUUACUCAAAUAAAUUCUGACUCCUUUUUUUCUUAAUUUAAAAUAAUCAAACUUUUCUUCUUCACUUCUUAGCGUAAAAUGUAUAUAAAUCAAAUAUAUGAAUAAUUAUUUUAAUUUAGAUACAAAGAUUGAGUUAAUUAAUCAUUUAAAUUAGUCAAAUAAUGAAAAAUACGCUCUAUUUAAUGAUAAUUUUUAGUCAGUAUUUAACUUCAUAGUCUUUCAAAUUUAAUUUUUAUUUUUUUACUAGCUGAAUUACUAUAAUAAGAGCAACUUUUUUUUUAAUAAAUUACUUUAGUUCAGUCCAGUUAACAUGAUUUUGUUAUGAGAACAAAUAUGAAACAAAGGGAUUAUAAAUGGUCUUUUUUUAAUUAAUAUAUUUAUCUAAUUGAUUUUUAUGAAAGCAACAAAGUAGGCAGUUUAUAUAUUUUGACAUUAUAUGGUGGAACCUACUAUUAAAUAUGGGUCUCACAUAUUUAUAUCUUGGAUCUAGGAUGAACCGGGUAUAGGUAAGAAUUUCUAUUCGACUAGUUGCUUUUCAGAGUCUCCACAGGCUAAAUAGGAGAAAACAGAUUAUCAUAAUAAUAAAAAAUUAUUAUUUUCUACUCGACCAAUUAACCUACUGGCUAUAUGGUACAUCAACGUACAUUAUCAUUUUCCCAUAAAUGGAAUUCAUUUUACUGAAAGCAAUAAAGCAGGGGAACUGGUUUUGAUUAGGCAAUUAGCUUGUUGAAACUGGUCUUUUUUUCAUAAAAAUAAUAUAGAAUCUCUUUGAAAGCUAUUACUAUUGAGAGCUGAGAGCUUGAGGUUGAUCAUCAUGGAAAGAAAGAUAAUUCUUCAUAGCAUUAUUCGUGAGGGGAAAUUUGUAAGCUUUCUCUUCCUUGUUCUAUACAUUCACGUUCUCUUUUUCCUUUGUUGUUUUUCCUUUUUAUUGUUCUUGGGAUUUUGAUUGUGUGUGAUUUUGUCUUUAUCAGCAUAUUCCAGGAGAGUUUUGGAGGAAAUGUGGGCAAGAUCUGUCGAGUACUGUAGUCCUUAAAGUCCCUGGUGAUUCUAUAUGGCAUGUGGAGCUGUUGGUGUGUGGUCAUGACGUUUGGUUGGGAAAUGGUUGGCGAGAAUUUGCAGGUUAUUACUCUCUAGCCUUUGGGCACUUGAUACCUUUCAAACACAAAGGAGACUCCAUUUCCAUUUAUUCAUAUUUGACAAGAGUGCUACGGAGAUAAAGUAACCAUGUGGUAGCAUCGGUGCUGGGAAACCAAAACUCCAAAACCCAAAAAUGGAAGAUAAUAAUGAUUAUCUGCCAUCAAGCAAGAAAAGGGGGGAGAAAUCACCGUUUCUACAGCCUCCUAAUUAAGUGGACGGGAACUGAUUCAGCAACGAAUGAAGGUAUGAUAUGAUUCUGCCUUUUUCUUUUUUACCCAAACAAAACUCUUCUUUUAGCUUUUUCUAUUGUACUUUUCUGAUAAUUGUGAUAUUUGAUGAUUCUUGACUGGAUGAUAAAUAAUGAAAUUGAACCUAAAACUUGCUUUGAAGGUAACACAAGAAUCUAAUUUUUGCCUUCAGCUCAAUAAUCUUCUUACCUGGAAAAUUUAAAGAUGAACCUUACCUGAUCUGAGAACUGGGCUAUCUUAUUGAUUCUGCAAAACAAAUAUUUGUUCAUCUGUUAGUUGGUGUAAUGUAGGAAAGUCCAUGCCAGUGAUGUGCAAAAAGAGUGAUUUUGGGCUAGCUACAACAAGGCCUUCUUCAUGUUUGAGUACCUUUCAAGCUCUUCAAGCUGCCAACAACUUCACCUCAGAGUAUCCAUCUUUCAAGCUUAUUGUGCCUUCAUAUCACUGGAAACAUUGCAAUGUGGUAGGGUCAUCAGUUCUUUUAAAUAUAGUUAAACUAACAUAUUAACCAGAAAUAACUUGAUAUUUUAUUUGAGCUUGGUUGUGAAGACUUGCAAACUUGUUGCUAUGGAGAAACCUGCGUAAAUCAGAAAAUUAGAUGAUACCUUAUGAUAAAUAGUUAGGCUUGCUAGGUUUCUGGGUUGAUUAUCAAAUUUUAACUUGAGUUGGAUACCUGCCACCCUGCAGCCAUCUCCUACGUUCAUACACAUCGAAAGCUUAUGUUCAAAUUUUAUUAUUACAUUUAUAAUGACACUAUUUAAUCUCCAUACAGACCACACCAUGUCGCUUUUUCCGAAGGUAUUUUGAGCAUAAGGCUGAGAAUGCUGUACUUCAGGUUGCAGACAGAGUAUGGCCUGUGCAGUUCAAACCUGCUCUAAGAAAUCACUCAGUUGCCCUAAACGUGGGUUGGCGUGCCUUGGCAACCCAAAAUUCUCUGGAAGCUGGAGAUGUUUGCAUCUUUGAGCUGAUCAAGAGUAAUGUUAUGAAAGUAUCCAUUUUCUGAAGUGUCAAUUGCAAUUCCGUGAAUUGUUUUUGCUGGAACCAGUUUAUGGCAGUCAUAGACUGUAAGAUAACUAUACUCAACUCAACUAAGCCUUUAUCCCAAAAAUUUGGGGUCGGCUAUAUGGAUUCGCUUUUUUCACUCUGAAUAAUUUUGGGUUAAAUCCUCAGUAAUGUGUAAAGAAAGAUAACUAUGUUUCUAUAAAACUCUGUUGCCUGUGCU
This is a messenger RNA of Hevea brasiliensis (rubber tree), 5158 nucleotides long. Its product is annotated as dehydrodolichyl diphosphate synthase 6. Bases 242 to 1363 code for a protein of 373 amino acids. Gene Ontology annotation, cellular component: endoplasmic reticulum. Gene Ontology annotation, biological process: polyprenol biosynthetic process. The record is from RefSeq and is a predicted model, not a curated record. Lineage: Eukaryota; Viridiplantae; Streptophyta; Magnoliopsida; Malpighiales; Euphorbiaceae. The transcript is spliced from 3 exons.